AUGGGUGAGGCUAGGUCGAAGGUUCCCUUGGAGGAACUGAGUAUCGCGGACACUAGAAUAAGGCGUGCGCAGACCGACGGUCUGCUGAUAGAGAUACAGGGAGAGGACGCCGGUACAAAGGCGGACUCUCUAGCGGAGAGGCUCAGCUCCCUCUUUAAAGAGCGAGAGGAAGUGAGGGUGAUACGCCCAAUUAGGAGAAUGGAGUUCCGUCUGGUUGAUUUGGACGAGUCCGUAACGGCCGACGAAGUCAAGGAGGCUGUCGCGGCGAGAGGAAGGAUACCACUGAGCGACGUGCGCGUUGGACCUCUGAGACCCAGAGGAGGAGGUCUCAACAGCGUGUGGCUGCAGUGCCCUGAGCCCUGCGCGGAGGUGAUCAGAAAGGACGGAGGACUGCGAGUGGGGUGGUCGCGAGUGCUUAUACCGCUGGACAAGAGGAGGCUUCAGUGCUACCGGUGCUUAGCGGUGGGACAUACCAGGGUCAACUGCAGGAGCGCCGUGGACAGGAGUAAUAGCUGUUUUAAAUGCGGGAAGGAGGGGCACAAAUUGAUCGGCUGUCGGGCUUCGCUGUGUGCGCGGCGAGGAAUUUGCCGGCUGGACAUAGGGCUGGUGGAGACGGUUGUGCUCCUUACAACGGCUUGGUGCGUGCGACGUUGCCGCUGCCGCGACCAUCCCUGA
Messenger RNA from Trachymyrmex septentrionalis, 675 nucleotides. RefSeq lists its product as uncharacterized. Gene Ontology annotation, molecular function: zinc ion binding; nucleic acid binding. NCBI's taxonomy places the organism in Eukaryota, Metazoa, Arthropoda, Insecta, Hymenoptera, Formicidae. Bases 1 to 675 code for a protein of 224 amino acids. The transcript has a single exon. The record is from RefSeq and is a predicted model, not a curated record.